Molecule: messenger RNA, 1091 nt
Organism: Solanum dulcamara
Lineage: Eukaryota; Viridiplantae; Streptophyta; Magnoliopsida; Solanales; Solanaceae
Exons: 9
Coding region: 43-948 (301 amino acids)
Cellular component (GO): chloroplast
Source: RefSeq, a predicted model, not a curated record
UUUCCCCCAAGACAUAACAGAAACCAACCGUUUGUGGAGUCUAUGGGGAGUUCAGCAGCUUUAUCUCUUUGUGUGAAUCAACCUUCACAAUUGUGGUGCAGGAAUUGGAAGAACAGCAAACCCUCUUCAUUCUUUUUCUCACACACCAAUAAGCGUUCUCUCACUUGCUUUUCUUCACAGAAAAAAAUUGGUUUCAUGGACCAAAUUCUUGAUUACAUUGAAGGCGGUCCAAAGUUAAGGAAAUGGUAUGGGGCACCCGAGCUCCUCCCAAAAGAUGGAUCCCUUUCAGAAGAAGAUAUGUCUUCUGAAGAAGAUGAAGUCAGAGAUGCAGUUUUAGUUACCGAUGGAGAUAAUGAGAUUGGUCAGAUGAUUAUAUUGUCAUUGAUAAUCAAAAGAACUCGGAUCAAAGCUCUGGUAAAGGAUAAGCGGGCUGCAAUGGAAGCUUUUGGUACUUAUGUUGAGCCAAUAGCAGGUGAUGCAAGGGACAGAUCAUUGCUAAAGAAGGCUCUAAGUGGUGUUCGUGCAGUGAUAUGCCCAAAUGAAGGUUUUGUAUCAAAUAUAGAGAGUUGGAAAGGUUUACAACAUGUGAUCCUAUUAUCUCAGCUGUCUGUUUAUAGAGGUUCUAGCGGGGUUCAAGCAAUUGUUACUGCCAAUGCAAGAAAACAGGCAGAACGAGAUGAAUCACUGGUUAUGGCUUCGGGAAUCCCUUACACCAUUAUUAGAACUGGCUUGUUGGUAAAUGCACCGGGUGGAAAUCAAGGUUUCAACUUUAAAGAGGGCUGUGCAUCACAAGGAAAGCUGAGCAAGGAGGAUGCUGCUUUCAUCUGUGUAGAGGCGUUUGACACUGUGCCACAUAAAGGACUGAUAUUCGAGGUGGUCAAUGGUGAGGACAAGGUCAUGGAUUGGAAAGAGUGUUUUGCAAACUUGAUAGAUAAAUCAGAACUGUAAUUUCUUUUGGAUCCAUAAUUGGUAGUAUAUUCUUUUUUUCUCGAUUACACGAAAAAUGUUAGUGUUUGAGAGGAUUUCUCUGAUAUCCAAACUGCUUGUUUUCUGUAUGUAAAUAUGAUGCUAAAAGAGCCAUCAAAAGAAAA